Paralichthys olivaceus (Japanese flounder) is the source of this 3496-nucleotide messenger RNA. RefSeq names its product zinc finger matrin-type protein 4. Gene Ontology annotation, molecular function: zinc ion binding; nucleic acid binding. The record is from RefSeq and is a predicted model, not a curated record. NCBI's taxonomy places the organism in Eukaryota, Metazoa, Chordata, Actinopteri, Pleuronectiformes, Paralichthyidae.
GACGCGCAUCACGACGGAGAGCGUUUUGGUUUUUAAGGUUUUUUUUUUUUUUUAUGAAAGGAAAUAUAAAACAAAUCAAACAAGACAUAAAGAGAAUAUCUGCACCGGAUUGGCGACGUGAACACGGACGAGAUCCACGUGCAAGUUUUGACGGAUUUGAACGGCUCAGGUGCGCUGGAGGAUCAGAGACAGCCAGUUGGCGGAUGAUUGUCGGUUUCGUGGAGAGGUGUCACUGCCUCUGCGCAAGUCUCAGAUGAAGAUGAAGUCUGCGGGUGUCGUGGAUGGAGGCUUGUUCACAGAGAGCUAUUGUAACAUCUGCAAUGCCCAGCUAAUCUCCGAGUCCCAGCGCACCGCUCACUAUGAGAGUAAGAAGCACGCCAACAAGGUGCGUCUCUUCUACAUGCUUCACCCAGAAGACGGAGGACCGCCGUCCAAGAGGCUGAGGCCAGAUAACCCAGACUGUGCAGAAACAGAGGUGGACAGGAACAAGUGCUGUACCUUGUGUAACAUGUUCUUCACGUCCGCCAUCGUGGCCCAGUCACACUACCAGGGUAAAACCCACGCCAAGAGAGUGCGCCUGGUGCUGGGGGAGCCGCCCACCCUACCCACAGGCAUGACCAGCCCCACAAACACAGAUUCCUCCCCUUCCACACCACUGCCCCCAGACCCCGCCGUGUGCCCACCUCCUUCCCCAGCCCUGCCCUGGCCUGCAGCGGUGGUUGGUGGAAACGGUGGGAGAGAGGCGGGGAAGUACUGCUGCCUGUGCGGAGCCUGGUUCAACAACCCGCUGAUGGCCCAGCAGCACUACGAGGGCAAGAAGCACCGCAGGAACGCAGCCAGGGCACGUCUGCUGGAGCAGCUAGCGGGCAGCCUGGAUGCCACGGAGAGCACAGGGCUGCGCAGUAGUUACUCCUGCAGCGUCUGCAGUGUCGUCCUUAACUCCAUCGAACAGUACCACGCACACCUCCAGGGCUCCAAGCACCAGAACAACCUGAAGCAACACCAGCAGUAAAGCCACCGUGACAGGACACUCGGAAAACAAAGAGAGAUGAAGACAGAGAUUACCGGAAUAAACAAAUUCAGAUUUCAUGUCCGAGAAAGUAGUGCCGGGUAACUUCAGUGUAUGUGUGUGUGUUUGUAAGUGUGUGUGUGGGUAUCAUAAGCAUCCAUGCCUGCAUCUGCGGGUCAUUGUGAGUGUGUUUAUUUCUACCUUUGAUCUAAAAAUAUAUCUCGGAGAUUUAUUCAGCACCCAAGUGUUUGAUAUGAGUUCUAGACACGACGGCCACGGCCGACAGAGGAGCUGCGGCUGCCAUGAAACUCCUGUGUGAACCACAAUCCUACCAAUUCAACUGAUGUCGGUGCGUUGCCCAGAGCGGUGAUAACCAUUACAAUGAUCGUCAUAAAGCAGCAGUUACACCAACUCUGUAACUAAACGUUCCCAAAGUGCUCCGAGAGUGAUCCACGUCUCAACACAGCCACUAGUCCGUUUUACAUGCAUUUCCUACACAGCGGCGCUGAUGAUGAUGCACGUAUGGCUUACUCUCAGACCACUUGAGACCAACUCAGGCCCAGACGUUUGAAUCCAAGGACAAGAAAAGCCCCAAUGACCUCAGACAUUACAGGUUGCAUAAAGUAUUUUUGGUUUUAUCUGUAAACGUAGCGUCACUCUUUUUUUUUUUUUUAAUCCAUCUUUUCAUGUUCCAAAUAAUCACAAACCUGUGUGGCUCGGUUGCGGUGCAGACGUCCCUGGAGAAAAGCAGCACAAAGACUUUUUAGCUCAUGCGCUGAAGUGGACUUCCUUGUCAAUCAUGUACAGUUGAAAACAUUCCCACGGCACUGAAUACUGAUGUCAGAUGCAGUUCAAAGGUGACAUUAGUGCCUCUCUGAUGGGCGACGUGUAGAUACGAUUUUUUUUUAUUUUUCUGUUGCAAUAGCCUGAGAAGAAAACAAAAUACUCCAUUCCAUGUAGCAGAAAACAAACAAUAAAUCUGGGGUGUGAUUCAGUGCAUGCUAAAUCUACAACUUUGCGUUUACUUGCCUUUUUAAAAUCCUACUGCUAGCGUGUUUUGGCAACAGCACUGCAUUCUAGAGAUAGCUUGGUAAUGUAUCUCUGCACAUGAACAAAGAGGUCAUCUCCUACUCCUGGAGAGGCUUCUUUUCAACUUCUAAUUUAUUCAUCAAAAAAAAUGAAACCUUUUGAUGCCUAGAAAUUAGACCAGUCACCGCUGUUUUAAAGGCCUCCAUCUGUAGAGUCAGAGCAUCUGUGAAGUGAGUUUUAACAAUGGUUUGUAGCAGUGCAAGACGUUUCGAGAGGAGAUACGCUCCAGUUUCCUGAGCUGGCACUCAGAUUGGCCCUGAGCUGCAUUUCUCUACAUGGACUGAGAAACACAGCACUCAAUGCUAAGCUAUGCUCUGUCAGCUCUUAUUGGUUCAAGCUCUGUUUUUUUUUCUUCCUCUAUGAACACAUUAAAAAAUGGUUUUAUUUUUUGCCUUGUUCAUUUCACGGUUAAGAGACUGAACUACAAAUGACCUGAUUAGAAACUGUUUUUUUCCUCUGCAGACAUUUGGAUGAGUAAUUGUUUUUUUAUGCAAUCGCACUGUAGUUAUACCAACCAUAACAAUGUGUUUUGAAGUGAAAUUGUUUUACAAAGCAAAAAAAAAAAGAGUGGUUUGUGUAAAUAAGCAGUGGCGGCAGGCAAAGUUUGUGUUUUCAGAAGAAGUUUUGUAUUUAUAUAGUGUUUAUCUGCACUGAGCUACGGUAGAAAAGGGAACUUCUUAUGGAUAUUUAUAUUGAAAAAUACAAAUAUGUUGGCACUAAAAAUGAGAUUGUCUAUUGGAGGGUGGGCCAUGUUUUGAAUGGAUGAGCGUCAGUGAAAAUAAAGCGAGUGAUCACGGACACAACUGUUUUCAUCAAGACGACCACCAUCACCACAAAGAUCUUCUGCUCAGAGGAACCUCCCAUGUGACUGGUUUGCCAGCGGAUUCAUGAGAAAGCAAAACCAGCGACAGGACGGCAGACUGUUGGGUUUAAACAAGACAUCUAAAAAUGACCAACCCCUCGGUCGUCAGUAAUGCCAUGAAGAAGAAAAAAAUCUUUAAACAAGGAGUCGUUUUGCAUUUUCGCUUUGCAUCAUGACUGUUUUUGAUGACUAAUUACAUGGACUCUCUCCAGCACUGGUGCAUUCACAAUAAAAGCGGUGUCUGUGUGUGUUGAUAUCACAGUCAGGGGAUGAGUGCGCCAUGAGUCACAUAUUUUAGCAGCUGUUACGUAAUAUAUGACAGAGAUGUAUCUACGGGCAGGAAUUGUGUGAUACGAUGCUUGUGGGUGGGUGUCUGUAUAUGUAAGACUGUCAGCUGCACUGGCAGUGGGAGCCUCGCUGUGAGCUGUGUACUGUGAGCACAUUUGUAAACACACCUGAUGAUGAAUACAACCAAGAUGACAACUAUAUCUAUUUUCUCUUGCAAAAAUCCAGACCUGUGUGUUUCUUUGUCUGUG